This is a messenger RNA of Condylura cristata (star-nosed mole), 2083 nucleotides long. It is a transcript of the gene SEPTIN5, whose product is annotated as septin 5. The record is from RefSeq and is a predicted model, not a curated record. NCBI's taxonomy places the organism in Eukaryota, Metazoa, Chordata, Mammalia, Eulipotyphla, Talpidae. Bases 16 to 1152 code for a protein of 378 amino acids. Gene Ontology annotation, molecular function: molecular adaptor activity; GTP binding; GTPase activity. Gene Ontology annotation, cellular component: synaptic vesicle; microtubule cytoskeleton; septin complex. Gene Ontology annotation, biological process: cytoskeleton-dependent cytokinesis; regulation of exocytosis. The transcript has 11 exons.
UUGGGGGUCGCAUCCAUGGAUUCCCUGGCAGCGCCCCAGAACCGCCUGGUAGAGCAGCUGCUGUCUCCAAGGACCCAGGCCCAGAGGCGGCUAAAGGACAUCGACAAGCAGUACGUUGGUUUCGCGACACUGCCCAACCAGGUGCAUCGCAAAUCUGUGAAGAAGGGCUUUGAUUUCACACUCAUGGUGGCUGGUGAAUCGGGCCUUGGGAAAUCCACGCUGGUCCAUAGCCUCUUCCUGACUGACCUGUACAAGGAUCGGAAGUUGCUCAGUGCUGAGGAGCGCAUCAACCAGACAGUAGAAAUCCUGAAGCACACGGUGGACAUUGAAGAGAAGGGGGUCAAGCUGAAGCUGACCAUUGUGGACACACCAGGCUUUGGGGAUGCUGUCAACAAUUCUGAGUGCUGGAAACCCAUCACUGACUACGUGGACCAGCAGUUUGAGCAGUAUUUCCGUGACGAGAGCGGCCUCAACCGAAAAAAUAUCCAAGACAACCGUGUACAUUGCUGCCUGUACUUCAUCUCCCCUUUUGGGCAUGGGCUGCGACCGGUGGAUGUGGGUUUCAUGAAGGCGCUCCAUGAGAAGGUGAACAUUGUUCCCCUCAUCGCCAAAGCUGACUGUCUCAUUCCUGGUGAGAUCCGGAAGUUGAAGGAGCGGAUCCGGGAGGAGAUUGACAAGUUUGGGAUCCAUGUGUACCAGUUCCCUGAGUGUGACUCAGACGAGGACGAGGACUUUAAGCAGCAGGAUCGGGAACUGAAGGAGAGUGCACCCUUCGCUGUCAUUGGCAGCAACACAGUGGUGGAAGCCAAGGGACAGCGGGUCCGAGGGCGCCUGUAUCCCUGGGGCAUCGUGGAGGUGGAGAACCAGGCACACUGUGACUUUGUGAAGCUUCGCAACAUGCUGAUCCGCACACACAUGCAUGACCUCAAGGAUGUGACGUGCGACGUGCACUAUGAGAACUACCGUGCACACUGCAUUCAGCAAAUGACCAGCAAACUGACCCAGGAUAGCCGCAUGGAAAGCCCCAUUCCCAUCCUGCCACUACCCACUCCUGACACUGAGACGGAGAAGCUCAUCAGGAUGAAGGAUGAGGAGCUAAGGCGCAUGCAGGAGAUGCUGCAGAAGAUGAAGCAGCAAAUGCAGGACCAGUGACAUGCCCGUCCAACCCCAUGUGGGCACAGAUCUGCUGCCAGUCUCUACUGGUCCUUCCCAUCCCUGAACCCCAACUGGUCUGGACUUCACCCUGGAUUUAUCUGGAUCUCCAACUGGCCUGGACAUGACCCCAAUCCCAGAGUAGCCCAGACUUGGACUAUUCCUGACCUGGCCCAGAGUGGGAGGGUCAUAGCCCCCAGCUGACCCUAAUUUAUUCUCAACAUCAGACCCCUGCUAUCAUUUGUAUAUGCUUCAAGGGGCCUGGACAACAGACUCCACAACCAGCCCCCUCUGACCUUGGGGAAACUGGACCUAAAUUGGGUGCAGAUUCUGAGAUUCCCACCCCCACACCCCACUCCCUACCCCCCGUCCACAAGGUCUGAGAUUCCAGACUCUAUACUUACUCUCAGGCAGAGACUAAGCCAAGGCAGAAUAUGGAAGCAGAUCCCAAGGUCCUAGGCCUAUUCUCCUACCGCACCACGGAGUUGACUUGGGAACUUUUUUGUGCCUGCCUCAGUGGGCCACCCCAACAUAUUCCCAACUCUCUGUUCAGGUGGGCUGGGUCUUCUUACCCUACCUUUUCACCCCCCCUCACUGGGAAGCUCUCUAGGCAGAUUGUUUAGCCCAAGAAUCCUUCCAGAUUAAAGGAAGCCAGAGAGCUUCCUGCAGGGAGAUUUCCAGGGGUUGAGUGACCUGUGAUCAUCUACACUGGUCCCCCAUGGCUAGACCAAAAAGGUUGCAGGAGCAGUGGGUGAUGGAUGAUCCCUUGCCAACCCUAAGCCUACACAGCAGUUCUCUGCCUGUCACUGGAGGUCCGUCCUCUUCAGCAGCACUGUUGCAGGGGUUCCCAGGUUCCAGGCCCCUGUCUCCCCAUCCCUCCACCUGCAUGACCCCCAUCCCCAAAACCCUUUCUUCAGUUUUGUUCAGUUGU